Lachnellula hyalina is the source of this 600-nucleotide messenger RNA. RefSeq lists its product as uncharacterized. The transcript is spliced from 2 exons. Lineage: Eukaryota; Fungi; Ascomycota; Leotiomycetes; Helotiales; Lachnaceae. The coding region runs from base 1 to 600 and encodes 199 amino acids. The record is from RefSeq and is a predicted model, not a curated record.
AUGUCCAUUGGGGAAAUCGUAUCAGUAGCGGCAUCACUUGGAGAUCACGAUCAGACAUAUGCUUCUCAGCCAAGAAUAAUAUGGUUAACGAUGGUAACCGUCUCCUCCGUCGUGAUAGCCACAAUCCCCCGCACAAACAUGUUCUGGACAUCACUUGGGACGGGCAAAGCCUCGGCAGGAAUCACAGGACACGAAUUCGAAUAUUCCGGCAGCCACCCUAGCGAACAAGGGACCAAGCUGUCAAAUCUCACACCGUUCUCAAGGAGCACGAAAAACAAAACCGAGUUUCCUUCAAAUAUCAGCUGGGAAAUGGACGACAUUCGCGAGCUUGGCGGGUCUCCUAGUGUACCCCAGUCGGGGGAUGAGCUGGAGCGUCCUGGGAGCGAGGAUCAACUUCAACUUGUGCCGAAACAUAAAUCGAAUAUUCAUACCAGCGUAUAUGCUCAGGGGCUUAGAGGUGAGCCGGCAACAGAAAGGUCCAGAAGGGGCUCGAGCCGCUCGACGUCAGAUGAUGGUAGCAGUCAACACAGUAUACGUCAGGGUAAUGGAGUGUGGGUAAAGAGAGAAGUGAAUGUGCAAGUAGAAACAGACCACGCUUGA